Molecule: messenger RNA, 531 nt
Organism: Cercopithifilaria johnstoni
Lineage: Eukaryota; Metazoa; Nematoda; Chromadorea; Rhabditida; Onchocercidae
Source: the annotation of a GenBank genome assembly
AUGUCGAACUGGCCAUCGCCAGCACCGAAAAAUACUACAGUCUUGGAUGAAUGGAAUUUCUCUCCAAGGUUGCGACCAGUUUCCACCGUAAAGCAAGAAUUUCUCAAUCAGCUCUCCACCCCCUCUUCCAGCAUGAUUUGCACUACAAAUAAUGUCGAAUCUGGAUCCAAAUUACUUACUCCCUUUUUACUGUCACACUUUGCAGUACCUGUAUUCUCACGACCAUCUAUCGAGCUACCUAAAAAUGCUCUUGCAAAAUGCAGUAACACAGACACAUGCAAUUUGGCACCACAUCUAAAUUUGUAUUUGCAAAAUGGACUUAAUAGAACACAAACAAACAGCCAAUCAUUGUGUUUACCCAGUACUUCAAGUAAUGAUGAGAAUUUCUCAAAAAAUAAAAAGGCAAGAAAUUGUAAAAUCGAUGCAUUUUCAAUAGAAAGUUUAUUGGGUAAAACGAAUCCAUCCCGAACUAUCAUGAAUAUAAAAUUAUCUGAAAGGAGUUUUCCUAAGGUGAGUCAAGUGUUUUUAUAA